Molecule: messenger RNA, 988 nt
Organism: Dendronephthya gigantea
Lineage: Eukaryota; Metazoa; Cnidaria; Anthozoa; Malacalcyonacea; Nephtheidae
Product: laccase-like
Exons: 3
Coding region: 80-829 (249 amino acids)
Biological process (GO): iron ion transport
Cellular component (GO): plasma membrane
Molecular function (GO): copper ion binding; oxidoreductase activity
Source: RefSeq, a predicted model, not a curated record
AAACGACUUCCUUUACUCUUUAAAUGCUGAAUAUUAGCAGCAUUCUUAAUUUCUCGAUUUACUUUUAGAGGCUUUAGAUAUGCAGUAUAUUCUGGCUCUAGCUGCCGCUCUCUUCGUGAUGUCAACAGUGCAGGGUUUAUCGACAAAUGAUUCUCCUGUCUGUUUCGAUCCGUACAGCGUACCCUAUAUCCCCUGCUCUGAUGAAACGGAUUUUGAACCUUCGGUAUGUGAUUGUGGAUACGAAGUCGAAGGUUGUUAUGUGAGGCUUGAGAUCACAGGUGGUAAUAGUAAAUUCAAAAUUAAUAAUGGCAGAUUUGGCCCCACGAUUAUCGUAAAACACUACGGAAUAUUAGUUGUUGAUGUCAUCAAUAAUAUCGAUGAAGUGACUUCGAUACAUUGGCAUGGGAUGCAUCAGAGAAAUGUUCCCUGGAUGGACGGAGUGGCGAAUAUAACGCAAUACCCAAUUCACAAAGGUGGAAAAUUCAGAUAUAUAUUCCGGGCUCAUCCUUCGGGAACUCAUUGGUAUCAUUCCCACGUGGGAUAUCAAAGAGAUCACGGAAUCGUAGGAGCUUUAAUCGUGAGAGAAAAGGAAGAAAUAUUGCACGAAUUGAGCAAUUACCCGCCCCUGCCGGAGGGAGAGAGUAUUCAAGAUUUCCCAGAUAAGUACACGUUGUCUGUUACAGAACACCUGCAAUCUGGAAAAGGAGGCGUUUGUAUGCUGGAUAAAUCCCGGUCACCACAACUUAAUAAAAAAAUUUCCGCAUUCCUAAUAAAUGGCGUUGUACUAAGAGGAUCUGUAGAUGAAGGAAUUGAGGAGGUACGUUUUUGAAAACUGAAUUGUCCGAGUUAGAAGUAGAACUAGAGGUGGGUGUAGGGGGUGGAACGAGAGGUGGGUGCAGAACUAGAGGUGGGUGGUGUGAUUUUCGUUGCCAAAAUAAGCCAGGUCCAAUCGUAGCACGUUGUUCAAGCGAGCACGUCAACUUUAAAA